UGGGAGCGUGGGUGGGCGUGGCCGAGGGCGGGGAGGUACGGCGCGCCGGCGCGUGUCCAUUGGUCGGCUCGGCGAGGGGAGGAGCCGCUGGCUCCCGCAGGUCCCGCCGCCGCGAUGAGCUUCAGCCGCCUGUGCCGACUGCUGAAGCCGGCGCUGCUGUGCGGGGCUCUGGCCGCGCCCGGCCUGGCCGGCACCAUGUGCGCCUCUCGCGACGACUGGCGCUGUGCGCGCUCCAUGCACGAGUUUUCAGCCAAGGACAUCGACGGGAACACGGUUUGCCUGGACAAGUACCGGGGCUUCGUGUGCAUCGUCACCAACGUGGCCUCGCAAUGAGGCAAAACUGACGUAAACUAUACUCAGUUUGUCGACCUGCACGCCCGAUACGCUGAGUGCGGUUUACGGAUCCUGGCUUUCCCCUGCAACCAGUUUGGGAGGCAGGAGCCAGGAACUAACGCAGAGAUCAAGGAGUUUGCUGCCGGCUAUAAUGUCAAAUUCGACAUGUACAGCAAGAUCUGUGUGAACGGGGAUGACGCCCACCCGCUGUGGAAGUGGAUGAAAGUCCAGCCCAAGGGCAGGGGCAUCCUGGGAAAUGCCAUCAAGUGGAACUUCACCAAGUUCCUCAUCGACAAGAACGGCUGCGUGGUGAAGCGGUAUGGUCCCAUGGAGGAGCCCCUGGUGAUAGAGAAGGACCUGCCCUGCUAUCUGUAGCUCCACAAGUGCGUGCCCCUGCCCGAGCCCCCUGCGUGCGCCCCCGGAACCUUCCACCCGGCACCCAUGACGGUCUGCCUGUAAACCUGCCACGGUGGGGCUGACCCGAGAACCUGGCGUGCACCCGCCGGAGGAAGGUCCCGCAGCCCCGCUGGGCUCCAGCUCGGUGCCCCUUCCUUGGCUGCCUUUUGGGAAUAAAACAAAGAAAUGGG
This is a messenger RNA of Lemur catta (Ring-tailed lemur), 920 nucleotides long. It is a transcript of the gene GPX4, whose product is annotated as glutathione peroxidase 4. Gene Ontology annotation, molecular function: glutathione peroxidase activity. Gene Ontology annotation, biological process: response to oxidative stress. The transcript is spliced from 7 exons. The record is from RefSeq and is a predicted model, not a curated record. Lineage: Eukaryota; Metazoa; Chordata; Mammalia; Primates; Lemuridae.